This is a messenger RNA of Mytilus trossulus (common blue mussel), 2227 nucleotides long. RefSeq lists its product as uncharacterized. The transcript has a single exon. Bases 59 to 1666 code for a protein of 535 amino acids. The record is from RefSeq and is a predicted model, not a curated record. Lineage: Eukaryota; Metazoa; Mollusca; Bivalvia; Mytilida; Mytilidae.
CAUAAGUAGUGGCAGUAAAGCAGAAGGUUUAGAUCUGGAAGGCAGUGAUUACGAUGAGAUGGUUCUCCAUAACUGUGUUCGUGUGUAUGAAAGCUCAAAUAAUGUCCUGUCUGAUCCAGAUAAAAUAAUAUUCAUUAUGGAUACCAACGACACAAAACCUGGAUUUACAAAACUGAAGUUAGUCAACAAAUCAAUCCUUGAUAUCAUACACGAAUGGUGUGAAACUGUUGGACAAGAAACUUACAUUUCCAGCAAAUGUUUUCGGGAAUACCAAUUACGUGAUGAUAUGGUUAUUCAUGGUCCAUGUCAAUCUACAGCCAAUGGGAAUUAUGAUCAUGCAUCAUGUUUCAGAUGUAAUGAGUGGAUAUCACCGGUUCAACAAUGGAUUUAUAGAUCUCGUUCAACAUGGCCAGAUUACACACUAGUUAAUUCAGCUGUACAAUACGGAGUUUUAUUUGUUCCUAUUGGAUGCAAAAACUCUCCAAAUGAGGACUUACAAUGGCGAAUAUCAUUUUCAGUCACCGAGAAAGUGUUGAUUUAUUCUUUUACACAUACUCAGUUGUUAUGUUAUGCGUUAAUGAAAAUUAUCUUAAAGGACCUCAUCAAACCGAGACAUGAUGACAUUCUGUGUUCAUAUUUUCUUAAAACGAUUAUUUUUUGGAUAAGUGAGGAAGUACUCCCUUCAAAAUGGAAACCCAAGAAUAUGCUUUCUUGUUUCUUGGAUUGUUUCAACAGACUUAUCUAUUGUGUGGAAUAUAAAACAUGUCUUCAUUAUUUUAUUCCAGAAUACAAUCUGUUUGAGGACAGAUUUAUUGAGGAAGAACAUAAGACAUUACUGUAUACACUAAAAAGUAUAUAUGGAUCGCCAUGGACUUCUAUAUUUCAUACGGAAACUUUUCUGAGUUACAGAUUACAAUCAGAAAAUUCAAAUUGGGUGACUCUAUCAGCGUCGGCGUUAUCUUGUUUUUCAUAUACAAGAGCAACUUAUAAUCUAGAAUUAAUUCAUAGUGAAUUAAAACGCAUUAGAACUGGCAAUACUAAUAUUUGUAGAAGAGACAUGUGUGUAUACAUAAUAUGUGAUAGUGCAAGGAAAUAUAUACAUGAUAUGUUGAACUUGACAGACAGAAACAAAUCUUUUUACAAACAAUACAAAAGACUAUUUGCUUAUUUGAAGAUAAUUUUACAGUCGGAUUCUAUAUCUUCCUGGUUAUUGUUGGCAUCUUUGUUUUACAAAUGCAAACAAUAUCAGGAAUGUCUUGUUAUGACAAACUACUAUUUAUCCAGAUGUACCCCAGAUAUGAUUUAUCUUAAUUUUAAGCACAGCUUGGCUGAACAGACUGUUUUCGAACAGAUGAAGCAAAGAUUAGGAUUUUCGCUUGCAUUCAAACAUUUGGUAAUUGAAGAUGUAAGGUUUCAAUAUCCGUUUUAUUUAUUACCAGACGAACUGAUACCUUUGGUAGUGAACGAAAACCUUUCGAUUCCCCCAGUUGUAUAUUCGUAUCUACUGCAAUUUCUGUGUUGUCAUUAUCUUGGAGACAAAAGAGGAAAGCAUAGCACGUUGCAUGAUCUUGGACUAACAAUAAAAGAACGAUACUUUAUAUGGGAAGAUGAUGAAACUUUGAAAAAACUUACACAAAUUGUCGAAAUAGUCAAGACAUUGCUAUGAUAGCUGAAAGGGAAACUAUUUAAAAUCAAAUCUAAUUAACUUCCAUUUUAAUUGCAAUUUAUGUAGAAAAACUAUAAUUGUUCAUCUAUUGAAAUACAUAAAUUGAAGUCAAGUUUGUUAAUAAACAUCCUCAGAUAGUUCCACAGUUGUAUAAAGAAACAUCAACACAGUUUACAAAGCAAAAGAUUUAUUAUUUUCAUGAAAGGGUCGAAUAGACAAUUCGAUAAAACAUUGAAAAAGUGUAUUACAAACUCAUCAGAGACAUGAAACUCAUAAUUUUGUAUGCCAAAAGCUAGUUUAUUACAGUCGAAAUUUAAUACUUAAUCAAAUACAACGUUAUAGAAUAUUUAAAAGCUUUGUGCUAAAUACAUAAAGUAUACUUUGCGAAGAGUGCAUACAAUUCUCGAUAUAGUAAAAUUAUUAUAAUUAUGAUAGCAACUUCAAAUGUAUUUGAAAAUCAGACUGUGCUGUGAGGCACCCUUGUUUAUCAGCAGAUAUUUCGCUUUUUUGGAAAUAUUGUGAAAACAAAUGUUGAAUUGUGUAGGACGGUACAUGAUUUUA